AUGUCGGGCGAACAGAAUGAGAAGUUGACGGAGCUUUUGAAACUGCUGAAAUUGAACAAUGGUGAUCUUUCCAAGCUGACGCAAGAGCAGAGAAAGGAAAUGAAGGAUUACAAGUUCUGGAAGACACAGCCAGUUACCAGACUAGACGAAUCCGUUCAAAAGGAAGGACCAAUUGAUAGGAAAAAAACGCCUGACGAAAUCUCGGAUCAACCUUUGCCACUGUUGGGAGACUUUGAGUGGUGUACUGUGGAUGUCACUGAUCAAAAACAACUAGAAGAUGUCUUCUUACUUCUAAACGAAAACUAUGUGGAAGAUCGGGAUGCCACGUUUAGAUUUAAGUAUACUCGCGAGUUUUUCAAUUGGUCUCUCAGAUCGCCGGGCUGGAAACAAGACUGGCAUGUGGGUGUGCGAGUAGGUUCCACUAAAAAGCUGGUAGCGUUUAUCUCGGCCAUACCGGUGAAUCUAAGGGUAAGAGAUAAUACUGUGCGUAGUGUUGAGAUCAAUUUCCUGUGCGUUCACAAACAGUUACGAGGCAAGAGGCUAACGCCGGUCAUGAUCAAAGAGAUUACAAGACGCGUUAAUAGAUGCGACAUUUGGUACGCCCUAUACACGUCCGGCACCAUACUGCCAUCGCCCGUGAGUGUGUGUCGGUACACGCACCGUCCAUUGAACUGGAGCAAGCUUCAUGACGUAGGUUUCACUCAUAUGCCGAGCCACGCCACCAGAAACCAAAUGAUUGCAAAGUAUACGCUGCCAAAAGCCACAAGCACGGAAGGCUUGAGGCCAAUGGAGGAAAAAGAUCUGGACGAGGUUCGUCUUUUGUUCGAGAAGUAUCAAUCCAGAUUUGAUCUUGUGCAAAAUUUUGACGAAGCUGAGUUUAAGCAUUGGUUCCUGGGCAACGACGAGAAGACCGCAUCCAAUCCCUCAAGCAAAGUCAUCUACUCCUACGUCGUGGAAAACCAGAAUGGCCAGAUCUCUGAUUUCUUCUCCUUUUACUCAUUGCCAUUCACUAUCUUGAACAACUCUGUUCAUAAGGAACUCGGAAUUGGCUACUUGUUUUACUAUGCAUCCGAUGCGGACCUUGAGUACGCAGACAGAUUUAGUCCGGAAGCAACAGCCGCGCUAAAGGAAAGACUAUGUGGGCUGAUGAACGACGCAUGUAUUCUGGCCCGCGACGCCAAGAUGGAUGUCUUCAACGCUUUAACAUCACAAGAUAAUGCUUUGUUCUUGGAGCCUCUCAAGUUCGGACCAGGUGACGGAUUCCUGAACUUCUACCUCUUCAACUACAGAGCAUUCCCCAUAACCGGUGGAAUCAAGGACGACAAGAGCUACGAUACCGUGAAACGCAGUAACGUUGGCGUAGUCAUGUUAUAA
Messenger RNA from Torulaspora globosa, 1374 nucleotides. RefSeq names its product glycylpeptide N-tetradecanoyltransferase NMT1 (gene NMT1). Gene Ontology annotation, molecular function: glycylpeptide N-tetradecanoyltransferase activity. The transcript has a single exon. NCBI's taxonomy places the organism in Eukaryota, Fungi, Ascomycota, Saccharomycetes, Saccharomycetales, Saccharomycetaceae. Gene Ontology annotation, biological process: N-terminal peptidyl-glycine N-myristoylation. Gene Ontology annotation, cellular component: cytoplasm. Bases 1 to 1374 code for a protein of 457 amino acids. The record is from RefSeq and is a predicted model, not a curated record.